Messenger RNA from Nyctereutes procyonoides (raccoon dog), 2537 nucleotides. RefSeq names its product interleukin 1 receptor like 1 (gene IL33R). The record is from RefSeq and is a predicted model, not a curated record. Gene Ontology annotation, molecular function: interleukin-33 receptor activity; interleukin-1 receptor activity; interleukin-33 binding. The coding region runs from base 270 to 1943 and encodes 557 amino acids. The transcript is spliced from 11 exons. Gene Ontology annotation, biological process: signal transduction. NCBI's taxonomy places the organism in Eukaryota, Metazoa, Chordata, Mammalia, Carnivora, Canidae.
CUCGGGAGCUGGAAACUAUUCCUUGCUCAGUCACAGACUUGGAUUUUAUUCCCUUCUGCCUUUCAGUUUGGUCCAUUCUCAUGAUACUAAGAAAUAGUACAACUAUUGCAAGGCCUCUGUUGUCCAAAGGUUCAGUAGGAAUAAAUGCAACCUCUCAUCAACCUCCUAGGGGAGACCUUCACCAUCAUAUGUCACGGAUUCACCUUGAAUAAUCUCAACAAGCAAGUUGCUCAAGUUACUAACACUUGUUCUGGAUUGAUAAACUGACAAUGAGACUUUGGGUCUUGGCACUUCUGACAAUUCUUGAACAUUACACAGAAGCUAAGUUUAGAAAAUCAUCUUGGGGGCUGGAAAAUGAGGCUUUAAUUGUGAGAUGUCCUAGGCAAGGAAAGUCUCGGUAUUCUGUGGAUUGGUAUGACUCAAAAACCAACGAAAGUAUAACCACGCAGAAAAGAAAUCGUGUAUUUGCCUCGGGGGAACGUCUUAAGUUUCUCCCAGCUGAAGUCAAGGAUUCUGGAAUUUAUACUUGCAUUAUCAGAAGUAGUCCUACCACCAAUAAGACUGGAUAUGUGAACGUCACCAUAUAUAAAAAACAACCAGAUUGCCGUAUUCCAGAUCAUCUGAUAUAUUCAACAACAUCUGGAUCAGAAAAAAAUUCCAAAAUAUAUUGUCCUACAAUUGACUUCUACAAUUGGACAGCACCUGUUGAGUGGUUUAAGAAUUGCAAAGUUCUUCAAGGACCAAGGUUUCACAUACACAGGACCUUUUUGCUGAUUGACAAUGCAACUAGCAAGGACACGGGUGAUUAUACAUGCAGAUUUAUGCACAAUGAAAAUGGAAUCAAUUACAGCGUGACAGCAACCAGAUCAUUUGUUGUGCAAAAUGAGGAAAGCCUUUCUUGGUUUCCAGUAAUUCUAGCGCCUCCACAAAAUGAAACAAAAGAAGUGGAAAUUGGAAAACCAGCAAACAUCCUCUGCUCUGCUUGCUUUGGGAAAGGCUCUCAGAUGAUGUCUGGUGUCCGGUGGUUGGUGAACAGAACUACAGCUCAGAACUUUGGUGAAGCAAGAAUUCAAGAGGAACGAGAGCCAAAUCAAAGUUUUAGCAAUGAGAUGACGUGUCAGAGCACCAUUUUAAGAAUAAAUGACGUGAGAGAAGAGGAUUUAUCACUGCGGUAUGACUGUCUGGCUCAGAAUUUGCAUGGCAAGAUACGGCACACCGUAAGAUUAAAGUGGAAAAGUCCAAUUGACAAGCAAAGCACCUACUUCAUACUUGCGGGAUUUAGCGUCUUGUUAAUGCUAAUCAAUGUCAUGGUGAUAAUAUUAAAAGUGUUCUGGAUUGAGGUUAUUCUGCUCUGGAGAGACAUAGCUAAACCUUACAAAACUAGGAAUGACGGAAAGAUCUACGAUGCUUAUGUUAUCUAUCCACGGAACUAUAAAAAUAAUCCAGAGAGGGCCAGUGCUGUAGAGUACUUUGUCCACCAGAUUUUGCCUGAUGUUCUUGAAAAUAAAUGUGGCUAUAACUUAUGCAUUUAUGGGAGAGAUCUGCUACCUGGAGAAGAUGCAGCCACCGCAGUGGAAACCAACAUACAAAAGAGUAGGCGCCACAUUUUUAUCCUGACUCCUGAGAUCACACACAGCAGGGAGUUUGCCUACGAGCAGGAGAUCGCCUUGCACAGUGCCCUCAUCCAGAACGACGCCAAGGUGAUUCUUAUAGAAUUGGAGGCUCUGAGCAAGCCAGGUGGACUACAGUUUGGGGAGCUUCAAGAUUCCCUCAAGCACCUUGUGGAAGUGCAAGGUACCAUCAAGUGGAGGGAAGACCAUGUGGCCAACGAACAGUCGCUGAAUUCCAAAUUCUGGAAGCAUGUGAGGUACCACAUGCCUGUGCCCAACAGACUGCCAGGGAAGACAUCCAGUUUGGCUUCCCUGAGUGCCCAGGGGCAGUAGUGCUUGCUUUGAUGUGCUAAUGCACCCGAUUUCCGUUGGCCUGAACUCUUCCUGGCUGGAUUAUGCCAUUGGACCAGACACUGGAGCAGAGGCAUGAAGAGUGGGAAUGUCAAGAUUGUGCAGGCUUCGGGUUUCAUCCAUCAACUCUACUUCCAUUUUCCUGAUUCUGGGUGGUUGCAAAAAGCCCAGAAAUGUUUAUCCUUGCUCCCCCUCUCUUCAGCUCACUUUUCCUUCCUUUUCUCCCUUUGCUGAUCUUUCUCCAGGUGGCCUAGGAUCUCUUCAUUAUGCUUUUUCCACUUUCUCUCUCUUUCCUGUUUUCCUGCUCCUUAUUCCUUGUCAAUAUUCAGCACAUUGAACUUCAAACUAGAUGUGUUAGAGCUAAAUUUUCAUGUAACCUUGAAGAACACUUAGAUUCCCACAAGCAGAACUUUAGCAGUACAUCUCAUUCCUCACAUACCAGAAUAUAUUACAUUUUAUUUGACCAGAUGCUGAGUUUUAUCAUCUCAAUGUUGCUGAUGUUACUGGAGUGCCGUCCCCAGUUGCCAUUAUAAUCAAGUUUUUGCAGUUCUAAAAUUUCUUUCGUAGAUUUUAUUC